Marasmius oreades (fairy-ring Marasmius) is the source of this 1800-nucleotide messenger RNA. RefSeq lists its product as uncharacterized. Gene Ontology annotation, biological process: cell division. The coding region runs from base 1 to 1800 and encodes 599 amino acids. The record is from RefSeq and is a predicted model, not a curated record. Gene Ontology annotation, molecular function: protein binding. The transcript is spliced from 12 exons. Lineage: Eukaryota; Fungi; Basidiomycota; Agaricomycetes; Agaricales; Marasmiaceae. Gene Ontology annotation, cellular component: anaphase-promoting complex.
AUGGACCAGAUACUGGAAGUGGAUACAAAAAUGCUUUCAGAGAUUAGGCGGUCAGUGCGAGACACUGGAGAUCGUGGAUUGAAAGUCGCGUCUAAAUGGUCGGCAGAAAUACUCAUGUCUGUACCGAGCACAGUCAAGGACGCGAUGAUAGGCGCGUGGCUCCCAGAUCCAACAUUAUCCAACGCUACCGCAACAUCAUUCGACCACCUCGAUUUGAACCGAGCACUGGAAGCCGAGGAAUCGGAUGAAAUAGAAGCCGCUCGAAGAUGCAUGGAAUCUCGCCAAUAUCUACGCGUUUCUCAUUUUGCUAAAGGAUGCCGAAGUUCAAAAGGCGUGUUCCUGUAUGUUUAUUCAAAAUUUCUCAUCAGUGAACAAAGUGCUGUGGCCGAUUGGCACAAGGCUGACGGCACACGAUUUCAACCGCCGCUUCCCAUCAACAAUUCAAUUGGUGAACUGCUCGAAAUCAUCGAAGACUCCAAGGAUCCCUUCCUGAAGUUUCUUAAAGCUCUCUUUUGCCAACGCCUCUCCCGCACAGAGGAUGCGAUAACUCUCUUGCUCGAAUCGUUGUCGGCUUAUCCAUGGAACUGGUCGGCGUGGCUUCUCCUUGCAAGCUGCAUUGACACCAAAGAAGAGUUGGCCAAGGCCAUUACACGUUUAAAUCUUCCUCUAAACCAUCCUUUGCCUAACAUGUUACUCCUCAAAACAUACAACGACCUCCAUUCUCCGACAGCUUUCGACCUCAAAAUUAGCGAACAGCUGCUAGACCGAAAUCGAUUUCCAAACAGCCUUUGGGUUAUGACCCAACGGGCCAGGACAUUAUUUAAUCUCGCUGCCCUUAGCAAAGCUGAGAAUCAAUUUGAACAGAUUCUUAAGCUGGACCCCAACCGCAUUGACGACAUCGAUGUCUAUGCAGACAUUCUGUACGCAGCACAAAAACGGGAAAAGCUGUCCGCGUUGGCUGAUACAUUUAGUAAAAAAGACAAAGACCGACCGGAGAUAUGCUGUCUACUUGGUAACAUAUGUCAUAUGCGGUUGGAACAUGAAAAAUCCGUCAAGUAUCUAAAACGGGCGACUCGCCUUGACCCAACAUGCCUUCAGGCCUGGACACACCUGGGUUUCGUGUUUAUGGAGAUAGGGAAUCCGCCUGCUGCAAUCGAGGCAUUUAGAAAGGCGCUGGACCUUAGUAAAAAGGACUAUAAGCCUUGGUGUGGGAUGGCGCAAGCAUACAUGAUCUUGAAUUUGCCUCUGUAUGCUUUGUACUAUUAUUCAAAGGCGAACGCUCUCAUAUCUUACGAAGCCUCAGUGUUGGAGGGGGUGGCAUCUUGUUAUGAGAUUCUCGGGAGGUAUCAAGAGGCCAUUGCUUGUUAUAGACGGAUGAUAGCGCGAACCUCGAAUACAAGCCAGUUGGUUUCCUUGCAUCUUAAAGUAGCAAAGGCGUAUCGGGCACUGGACGAUCUGGCGGAAGUUGCAAAUUGUAAUUAUUGUGUUAUAAAGGCUUUCGAGGCCGAAGGACAUUAUAAGCUUGGGCAGCCCAUUCCAGAUCAAUUGAUGCGAUCCAUGGUCGAGUGUGCAGAAUAUCAUGCACGAGCACCAGAAGGCAACUUGCUUCUGGCCCACGACUAUCUGAAGGUAUGUUUGGCAACGCCCGGAGUGCCUAUCGAGGCCAGCACGGCGAUGAACGCGGUGCGUGCAAGAGCACGCCAGAUUGGUUCGAAUCUCGCAGACGACGAAGGCCGCUUUUCAUUGGAACAUAGAAAAGGAAUGCUAUUUCGUGAACGUGGAUAUGAAUCGGUAAACUGA